CCCCCGUCGCCCACGCCGGAGCCGUCGGAGGCCGACUACGAGGCGGACGAGCUGUGUAAUCUUCUCAAAUCAAGGGUUGAAUCACCUGAAUUUCUAGAAAAGCUUGAUAACAUUCAGAAGUCAGUAUACCAACAUGGUGCAGAUGAAACCAUAUCAUGGGAUAUCGUCAGCGCAGCAGAUAUAUGGGAUGAUAAGAGUAUGAAUGUCAGUGAUGAUUCAGAGGAUGGAUAUGUUCUAGUUAAGCAAGAGGAUAUAGUUGAUGGGAUUGCAUGCUUCAUGGCUGCAUACCUGCUGUCGCUGAAAGAAACUAAGGAAUUGACGCCCAAUCAACUUCAAGAAGCCCUUAGCAAGACAUUUUCAACUAAAAAGAGGAAAGGCAAACUUCAGAAGGCAUGGGCUGGAACACAAGUUAUUUAUAAUGUAGCAUCAUGGAGUGCAACAGCUAUUGGUAUCUACCAGAAUCCGGCGAUUCUAAAAGCAGCAACUGCGGCCUUCUGGACGUCCUGCCGCGUGGUGUCCAAGUUCCUGUGAAUAAUCAUGAGACCCUGUACACAUUGUAUGAUAAUAUGGACUUCCCUGUACCUCCAUUGUGGGAAGCACUGUUGUCAAACCCUGGCACGAUGUGAUCAUCAUAGGUUACUUUCAACAGUUAGAUCACGCGUCAGCUCAGAGUGAAUAACGAGACUGGCUGAUCCUUAGUGUCUGUCUGAUCUAGCUGCUGAGUGUAGCUUUCCUGUGUGUUUUACUUAUAUCAUUCAUUUGUAUCCAACCUCCGACUGUGAUCUCCUCCUUGUAUAUAUCAGCUGUACAACUGAACUGAAACUUGGCGGUGCUCCGUCCAACUGUAAAUACACCGAUUCGUUUGAGUGA
Triticum urartu is the source of this 870-nucleotide messenger RNA. Its product is annotated as RING finger protein. NCBI's taxonomy places the organism in Eukaryota, Viridiplantae, Streptophyta, Magnoliopsida, Poales, Poaceae. The record is from RefSeq and is a predicted model, not a curated record.